AAUUAUUCCGCUUCGGAAGUCUUGUCGCAUCUCGACUCUGUCUUUAUAGAGUCCACAAUCAGCGUCAUGUUGCCGAGCAGAGGACUUUCGAGGUCGAGCCCGGCUUCCGCUCUGCGGGCUACUAGAUCUGCUCGGACACAGUCGGUUCGACCUCUGCAAGUCCCCCUACGCCACUUCUCUCAGGCGCAGUCUCGAUCUCUACUGUUGGGUCGAUCCCGAGUCGCGUCUUCUGCGCCGAUAUCUGCAAUUGGUUCCCGCACCGUUCUUGCGGCUACUGCGUCUGGCGUCUUUGCCCAGCGUUCCGGAACUUCGCGAAACUUGUCGUUAUGGCCCUUCUCUUCGAAACAGAAAUCUCCUGCUGAGACGCAGCCUGCUUCUCCCUCCACUGCUCCGGAAUCGUCAGGACUAUCGGAACCGUCGGAACCCGUUGCGCCCCCGGAAGCCUGGGCGCAAAGUUCUCCAGCACCUCAAGAUAUUGCGCCAUCAAGUCCGACGCAGCAUGUCGAUCUGGGCUCGACACAGCCCGAACCGAGCUUCCUCAGCGAUUUGGAAGUUACGUCUAUACUUGAUAUCCCUGAGCAGAUAGGAUACCUCAAGAGCCUCGGCUUGGACUUCGGAUGGGGCCCUACCGCCUGUUGCGAAUGGCUCAUCGAACACAUACACAUCUACGCAGACAUGCCCUGGUGGGCUACCUUGACUAUCAUGGCCUUCGCAUGGCGCGCUCUUUUAUUCGUACCAACCCUACGAAGUAGCGUGCACCAAGCGAAACUGGCGGAGCUCGCUCGAAGUCCGGAAUAUCUAGAGGCCAAGAAGCAAUUUGACGAAGCUUCUUAUGCAGGACGCGACCCGAUGGGUCAGAGGCAGGCAACGAUGAAGAUGAUGGCCCUCAAAAAAUCGUCAGGUGCUAGUACGAUAAAGUCGCUGGCUUCGUUUUUGUCUUUUCCUUUCAGCUGGGGCAUGUUUCGACUACUCCGGAACAUGGCCGCCAUCCCCGUACCCAGCCUGGAGACGGGAGGCGUGCUGUGGUUUACGGACCUGACCGUGCACGACCCCUAUUUUAUACUUCCCUUCACAUCCGUCGCCAUCACGGCGCUCCUGUUUAAGCAAACGCAAGCCGCUAACCUGGCCCCCCCCACCGGCGUAAUGGCAAGCGUGCAACAAGGGAUGAUCUACGUCCUUCCUCCCGUCAUGUUUCUCGCCACGGCCUGGCUACCAGCCGGCCUGCAGUGGUUUUUCCUGAUGUUUAGCGUCACCUCCGUCAUCCAGUCGUCGGCGACCCUCAACCCGGGGAUUCGUCGCUGGGUCGGCAUGCCUCCUCUUCCGACCAAGUCUCAAGCAGCUAGCUUGGCGGGUGUCGCAUCGACCAGUUCCCCGGGCGGAGGGAUCAUGCAAUCCCUCAUGGAUUCUACCGAGAACAAGAAGAAGGAAUAUUAUAAGAGAGCCUACGAGUAUGAGCAGCGUAGGAGCGCGGAAGAAAAGCAGAAGGCACAGCGAAUGGAGGAGAUGCGCCGGCGGCACACUCAGAAACGGUCUUGAAGUCCGUUGGUUAGUUUGGUGUGCGAUGCGGAGGCCGGGAUCGUAGCAUGACGUGGACGGAUACGAAAGGUAUUCGCUGCCUGAGAAAGGCAUCUGGCUUGGGUGAGGUAUGAUGCACUCAAUCGGAAUUGCAUUGUACUAUGUAUACAUGUAUGGAUAUAUCGUGUGUAAUAGUAACAAAGUGAUCUCAAAUCAGAUGAAGUCUCAGCUAAU
Molecule: messenger RNA, 1749 nt
Organism: Annulohypoxylon truncatum
Lineage: Eukaryota; Fungi; Ascomycota; Sordariomycetes; Xylariales; Hypoxylaceae
Product: 60Kd inner membrane protein-domain-containing protein
Exons: 3
Coding region: 67-1536 (489 amino acids)
Biological process (GO): mitochondrial respiratory chain complex IV assembly; protein insertion into mitochondrial inner membrane from matrix
Cellular component (GO): mitochondrial inner membrane
Molecular function (GO): membrane insertase activity
Source: RefSeq, a predicted model, not a curated record